GUGGCAGAGCGUUAACAUCUCCACAGCGUGUCGUGACCCACGCAGCGUCUGCAAGUUUCAGAACAAAGAAGGCACAUGAAAAAUAUGGGAGCGAUGCGACUAAUGAGCGGCCGAGCGCAUGGACGCGUGCCGUCGCUGUGGCAGCUCGCGGUGCUGGUGCUGGUGAGUCAGGCCGUGACUCAAGCGGUGCCAGAGGCGGACGCUAAGAGGUUCGACUGUCGCCUCUUCUGUAAGGAGACAGGCUUCCAUGCCAUGCUGGGGGGCUGCCGCUGCUCCUUUACUCUCUUCACUGCCAAACGGGCUCUCAGAGGCCCGUACGAAGAAGAAGGCUCAUCAAAGCAUUUCUCCCAUUUGACACCUCGAUACUAUUCGGAGCUUCAAGAUCAGCAAUUGACCAGGCCAAAAAUUCUGGACUACCCCACGCAGCAUCAUAAAAAUAUCCUCAGGAUGACAGUUGAUCCUCAGAACUCGAGUAAGCAAUCGCUAAAUCCGGACAAACCGCGAAUCAAUCUUUCGUUUCCGUACUUCAAGCAGCUUAGCGGAAACUCACCUUUGCAAAACUCGGGACCUGCUGCCGCGUUGUCGGCAGUUGACGCUAAAAUCAACGAAGAAGAACCUAUCAACAGCAAGCGUAGAGAAUUCGAGAUGGACCUCGACAACGGAGAGCCCGCUGACUUCCUGCGAAUGUCCUACUGAGAAUUUCUGAGAACUCACAUGUCUAACUUUCACAAUAAGACAAUAUUUACUUAGGAAUUGAUGUGAUUGGUUGGGAAGCCUGGUAUCUUACUUCAAAUGAAUAGGCAAAAGGCAGUAUAUUUAAUUUUUUCAAGUUUAGGUUAAGGUUUCUUCUCAUCUUUUUAUUUCCCGAAGUAAUUAUCAACCUAGAUGGUUUAAAUAUUGUGGUCUCUCAUGACAUUAUACCGCAAUAAAAAAGUACUAAUUUUAGGGAACACUAACGGUUGUUGAUUCGGAAAGUAAUUCAUGUAUUGAAACUAUCGGAUUAGGUUGUUGAUAUAAGUAAAAGAGAACAAUCAAGAAAAAUAUCAUUGUUAAAGAGAAGCAUUAUGCAGCUCAUGAUAACUUGUUCAUAUGACUAAAAUGAAAUUAAAAAGCAUUUAGUUAAAGAUACAUGCAAGUCAAACUAAUUCAUGAGCAACUCAGAUGACAAAUUUUGAAACUGAAAGGAAAAACUCGAAAAAGAUAAGCGAUGCUGAAAAAAGGCGCAUGUACAUUUUUUAUGUUAAUAAAUAGUAAUUGUUUGAGUCUUAAUGUCUGAGUCCAAUCAUUUAUUAAUUUACUAUAAAGUAGUUCAAGAAUCGUUGCAUAAGAUGAUAUGUAUUCUUGACAAUAAAAAAUGUUCACGUAUGUCACUGCGUGGCAACAAUUACGUCAUGUGUAACUGAAGUAAGUUGAUAUGUUUAAUAUAAUUUACAACAGUUAAGCAUUGUUUAUUUUGUGAUAGUCUUAAUAUUUAUGUGCCUAAUAUUAUUUUAUUAGCUCGUGUGAAAAAUUUAGCAGCACCAUUUUGUCUUAAAAAUGCAUAGGCAAACAUUUGUGUGGUAUACCUAUGUGUCAAAAUUAUCAAUCAAUUACAAAAGACUUUUAGUUAGUUUUGCACUUCCUUGUUUCUUCCAUAUAUAAUAUCAACAAACAAAUUUCAAAUACAUAGCGAUUAGAUACUACUGCUCUAAGUUUGAUGAAAAGGUAAAUUAUUAACUCAUUGCCAAUUUUUUAUUACUUUUCUACCAAUAUAAUAAAGAGCAUAUAAGGACAAUUUCGCGGUGCAUUUCGAUGCCUGGCACAUUUGCGUACAAAUUACUUCGCCCUGCAAAUUGCAUAAGCCAUUGCCUCAAGAAAGGAAAAUCAUUAAGUCUGCUCAAGGCAAACGUUUAAUAACUUUCAAAAGAAUAUUUUCAUCAACUGUUGCGAAAAGUUUGCUGAAUAAAAGAAGUACGAAUGGCUCGGGUACAAAUUUGAUUUUCCUAUAUAUUUAAUGUUGGGAUAUUCUAAUAAAGAUGUUAUAUUCAAUUCAAGUACA
Messenger RNA from Hyalella azteca, 2038 nucleotides. RefSeq lists its product as uncharacterized. The coding region runs from base 76 to 696 and encodes 206 amino acids. The record is from RefSeq and is a predicted model, not a curated record. The transcript has 3 exons. NCBI's taxonomy places the organism in Eukaryota, Metazoa, Arthropoda, Malacostraca, Amphipoda, Hyalellidae.